Molecule: messenger RNA, 537 nt
Organism: Ostertagia ostertagi
Lineage: Eukaryota; Metazoa; Nematoda; Chromadorea; Rhabditida; Trichostrongylidae
Source: the annotation of a GenBank genome assembly
CGAGAGAACGAAAGCGGAAAUCAGGAUCGAGUAGUGAGGACUCUCUGUGAUUCCUCCUCCUGUACCUGCGGAGGCUUUAGUCGUUCCUCCCCUCUAGCCGAGAACUGGAUCAACGACAAGAGUUCAGUUUCAUUACUCAGCAUCGUCGGAUUUCUGAAGCCGGAGGUGAAAGACUCCAGGAGUAGUCAUAAGCGAGGAAAGGCCAUGGAUCAAACGAAAUGGCAAGCUCUAAAAAACCGGAGUCGACCUUCUAAGAAUUCUGGGAAGGAUGUAACGUUCCCUACUGACCCUAAAGAACUCUAUAGGACACUGAAGGCUCUCAAUUCACUGACAGCAGAGCCAAUGACAUUCCUAAAGGACGAUACAAUGUCAGGGAACUCACUGUUCUCGCGGCCCCGUGCUUAUCAAAGCCGGACAGUCGAUCCAUCAGAGCAAAAGUCAGAAGCGGACGAAGAUGUGUUCAAGAAGUUCUCUGAACUGACCGAUAUACACGGUAUAUAUCACCGGGCCAGAAGUCGCAGUCCAUUCACGAAACCU